GUGAUGAUAUUGAUGGUGUCCUUCUCCAUGGUCUUGCAAAGAACCACGCGCAAGAUGGUCCUGCAGCCAGUCGAGAAGCUCUUGAACCAGGUCAAGGACACGGCCGCGCAAGUUUUCGAGUCCGUGCCGGACCUCGGCGGCGGUCCGGGCGAAGACGAAGACAACGAAAGUGCUACGGAGGAGAACGAGGACGGCACAUGGAAAGAGGCGAACUUCAACCCGGAGAUACACCUCCUCGAUAAG
Messenger RNA from Symbiodinium natans, 243 nucleotides. Lineage: Eukaryota; Dinophyceae; Suessiales; Symbiodiniaceae. The record is from the annotation of a GenBank genome assembly.